Messenger RNA from Eublepharis macularius, 1997 nucleotides. Its product is annotated as cytochrome P450 2G1-like. Gene Ontology annotation, molecular function: oxidoreductase activity, acting on paired donors, with incorporation or reduction of molecular oxygen, reduced flavin or flavoprotein as one donor, and incorporation of one atom of oxygen; iron ion binding; heme binding. Gene Ontology annotation, cellular component: cytoplasm; intracellular membrane-bounded organelle. The coding region runs from base 45 to 1529 and encodes 494 amino acids. Lineage: Eukaryota; Metazoa; Chordata; Lepidosauria; Squamata; Eublepharidae. The transcript is spliced from 9 exons. The record is from RefSeq and is a predicted model, not a curated record. Gene Ontology annotation, biological process: xenobiotic metabolic process.
ACCACAUAGGGGAAAGGAGGAGGAGAACGAGAGCAACUUCCAGCAUGGAGCUGGCUAGCGCAGUCACUCUCUUGCUGGCCGUCUACCUUUCCUGCCUUGUCUUCAUAUCAGCCAGGAGGAAAAAGUCGUCCCACGGGAGGCUGCCCCCGGGCCCCACUCCCCUGCCCCUGGUAGGGAAUUUCCUGCAGAUCACGGCAUCGGAAACCUGCAAGUCUCUCCUCAAGCUACGUGAAAAAUAUGGCCCAGUGUUCACUGUCUAUUUUGGAACUCGCCCGGUGGUGGUUUUGUGUGGGCACGAUGCUGUUAAGGAGGCCCUGGUAGACAAGGCGGAGGAAUUCAGCGGAAGGAAGACCAUGCCUACUGUGGAAAGGAACUUCCAUGAACACGGGGUGGUGUUUGCCAAUGGAGAGCGCUGGAAGCAGCUGCGACGGUUCUCCCUCACCAUCUUGAGGAAUUUCGGGAUGGGGAAGAAAAGUAUCGAGCAGAGGAUCCAGGAGGAAGCUCAGUUCCUGCUUGAGGAAUUCCGGAAGACCGAUGAGAAGCCUUUUGAGCCCACCUACUUCUUGAGCCGCGCAGUCUCCAACGUCAUCUGCUCCAUCGUCUUUGGCGACCGCUUUGACUACAAAGACAAGGAGUUCCAGGCCAUGAUGGAGAUUAUGAACAACAGCUUCCGGGAGAUGAGCACGGCCUGGGCCCAGUUCUACGACAUCUAUGCCAGCUUCCUGAAGUACUUCCCUGGCCCCCACACCAAAGUCUACGAUCUCCUGGAAGACAUGAGGCGCUUCAUUGCCAAGAGAGUGGAGAAGAACCGCAAAACUUUAGACCUCAACUCCCCCCGGGACUUCAUCGACUGCUUCCUCAUCCAGAUGGAAAAGGAAAAGACCAACCCCUCCAGCGAAUUCAAUGUCAAGAAUCUGGAGCUCACCACCCUCAACCUGUUCUUUGCUGGGACAGAGACAGUCAGCUCCACCCUGAGAUACGGGUUCCUCCUCCUGAUGAAAUACCCCCAGGUGCAAGCAAAGAUGCAUGAGGAAAUAGACCGGGUGAUCGGCCGUGACCGGGCCCCAAACAUCGAAGACCGGAACCAGAUGCCCUACGUGGAUGCCGUCAUCCACGAAGUGCAACGCGUGAGCGACCUCAUUCCCAUGAAUGUGCCACACAUGGUCACCCGCGACACCGAGUUCAGAGGCUACGUCAUCCCGAAGGGAACAGAAAUCUACCCACUGCUCACCACCGUCUUGAACGACCCCACAAAAUUUAAAAAUCCAGGAUCCUUCAACCCAGAAAAUUUCCUGGAUGAGAAUGGACGCUUCAAGAAGAGCGAUGCCUUCGUGCCCUUCUCCUCAGGGAAGCGGAUCUGCCUUGGUGAGGCCUUGGCCCGCAUGGAGCUUUUCCUAUUCUUCACCACCAUCCUUCAGAGCUACCAGCUGAAGACUGUUGUGCCCCCCGCGGACAUUGACACAACUCCCCUGGAGAGCGGACUUGCCAACAUUGCCCCCAUGUACCAGAUGUCCAUGAUCCCACGCUGAGCAGAGGUCAAGCCCAGAGGGGUUUUUCCCAGAUAAGACUCUCAUCAGCUGCACCAGCAAGACUUCCAGAGCAUGGGGAGAGAGGGUUGUGACAGGGGCUUUUUUUAAAAAAUAUAUAUAUUAUUGUAUGAACAUUAGCAAUUUAUAUAAUACAAUUAAUAAACAAGCAGUUAUGGAUUACAUAUAAACAAGAUAACAAAAUAACAGGAUAAAAAGAUUACCAGUUCUUACAUAUCAGCUGCUUACAUAAUAACGUCAUUUAUGAUAUCAUUUUUUAUUUCAUUUUAUUUUGCUGAGAGAGGAGUUUGAACCUUUAGAACGCUUGGAAUUGCAUUAGGUUAGGGUUGAAAUUAUUAAAUAUUUUUUUAAAAGGGAACAAUUUUCCCAGGAAGUUUGUGCUGUUUGGAAAUUGCUCUGUUUGGUAGAUUUUGUCUGCUAUAAAGUGGUCCCAGACUUGUGUAUACCAGU